Messenger RNA from Cyprinodon variegatus (sheepshead minnow), 2169 nucleotides. Its product is annotated as tetraspanin-33-like. Gene Ontology annotation, cellular component: membrane. Lineage: Eukaryota; Metazoa; Chordata; Actinopteri; Cyprinodontiformes; Cyprinodontidae. The transcript is spliced from 7 exons. The coding region runs from base 138 to 809 and encodes 223 amino acids. The record is from RefSeq and is a predicted model, not a curated record.
AUCUCCUUGUGAAUCUGUAGGUUGUCAGUGCUGUCCUGAUAGCAGUGGGGAUCUACGCCAAGGUCGCCAAGGAGAAAGAUGUAGUCGACACUCUGACAGUGGAUCCAGCACUGCUGUUGAUCCUUGUUGGUUCUUUGAUGUUUCUCAUCACCUUUUUGGGAUGUUUUGGAGCUCUGCGAAACGCCACCUGUUUGCUGAAAACGUUCCUUGGCAUCCUGGCUGUUGUUUUCCUCCUUCAGAUUGCAGCUGGAGCAGUAGGAUACGUUUUUACAGACAUGGUGAUGGAAAGGACAGAAAAGCUGAUGUUGAAGGCAAUUGUCCGCUACAGGGAGGAUCGGGACCUGGAGAAUGCCAUCGACUACAUACAGAAGAAGUUCCAGUGCUGUGGUGUAGAGGGGUAUAAGGACUGGUCCAAUAAUGUGUACUUUGAGUGUUCAACGAACAAUCCCAGUCUGGAAGCCUGUGGAGUUCCCUUCUCAUGCUGCAAGCACCUGAAGAACCAGACAGUGCUGAACACCAUGUGUGGUUAUGGGAUGCAGCAGGAAGAGGAAGGCCCAGCUAAAGCAGACAUCUUCACGGAUGGGUGUCUGGACAAGAUUAUCAUGUGGGCCAUAAACAACUUGCGGUUGGUGGCCGGUCUGACUGUCGGCCUGCUGCUGCUUGAGGUAUGCAUGAUGACUCUGGCUGGUGCUCAGGUUGCCUGGAUACAGAAAGUCCAACGGAGACAGAAAGAAAGUGACGUUCGGGGCAGAGAGGAGAGGAAGGAGAGGCUCUGGUUUCCUGCAUUUGCCGACUUUGAUGAUGAAUAAACCAGAUGGUUAAAAUCGUGAGAACAUGCAGGAGGAUUCUGCACCAACACUGUGAAAUUUACAGCAGGUCUCAGAAGGCAGAGUAACUACCAGCUCAUCUGAGACAAAAGGACUGUAUGCUGAAGCUCUCUCAGGUGAAUCACUGUAACAAAAAUCUGACACUGAAAAACAAUUGUAGAAAGAUCUCGAGGAACCAAAAGACAAGACCCAUAAUGUUCUGAAAAGUUGCUUAUUUUAACAUGUGGGACAGAAACAUCCUUUGGAGAUGAUGCAAGAGUCCAAUCCUCAGGAGAACAAAGUAGAACCAGGAAUCUAAAAUGUUAGUGGGAGAAAAAAAAUACAAUUUCCUUUGAACUGUCUUCAAGGUCAGGGUUUCAGACUUUACAUUAGGCCUUUAAAAGCUGCUCACCAUAGUGGGAAGCUGUUAGAGGUGUUCUGGACCCCCAACUGGACCACAUCCUAAUCCCACCUGUUCCUAUUUCCCUAACUAGGUCAUUAUUGUGCUUUUAAUCUGAGGUGGAUUAGUAGCAGGAACACCUGUGACUGUUUGUUGCUGCAGGGCUGCAGUCAUGUGCGCCCUCAUGCUUGCUUUAUUGGAUUAAUGACAUCAGGGUGUAGAGGUGUGAGUGUUUGUUGUGUAGGACUGACUAUAGUCCAUCAUAACCUGGCCUUUUGUGCUGGACCAUGGAGUAAGAUGUAUGUAGUCUUAAUUUUACCAAAAGCUAACACAGGUAAAGAAAACUGAGAAGAGCAGUUUUAUUUAAUACACUCAGGAAAACUACUCUCCAUGGUUCUAUGCAUGCAGAUUCAAUACUAUGUGUCCCUCGGUAUAUCCAAACAUAAGUACAUGCUCCUUCUCUGCACUUGUGGCUUGCUUUGUAUGCAUCUGUAACUUUUCUCCUACUUGCAUGUGAUCAGGUUUUUGUGCGCUAAUGUCCACUUUCGACACUUUAAGUGAGGAAGCAAUGAGAGAAACUACUUUUCAGGAAAAUCCUGCCUCUUCAGACAUAUCUGUUUUCCUCCUAGUUAGAAAUUUUGACAAUGUCAUUGCCCAUUUUGUCAACAAAAUGGUCGCUGGAAAGAAAAAAACUGGGUAACAGUUACAGCAAACUGAUUAGAAAUUCAAAUGUCUAUGUUCAACUACAAUUAUGAGUUAAAUCAAGCCUCACUUUACGGAAUAUAAACAGUGAAGCUAACAUUAGCUUAGCUUACACAGAGUUCCAAAUAAUAAUUUGAGAGCAUUGCUACAGCUGCUUCUUUCACAGCUGAGUUUAAUCAUGUUAUUUAAUAACUUAACUCUCCAUUUUUUACUCUUUAAGAGAACAGAGAUUAGCCUAAAUAUUUUCUGCUGACAUUACAA